Anopheles coustani is the source of this 2169-nucleotide messenger RNA. RefSeq lists its product as uncharacterized. The transcript is spliced from 3 exons. The record is from RefSeq and is a predicted model, not a curated record. Gene Ontology annotation, molecular function: enzyme regulator activity; calcium ion binding. NCBI's taxonomy places the organism in Eukaryota, Metazoa, Arthropoda, Insecta, Diptera, Culicidae. Bases 137 to 991 code for a protein of 284 amino acids.
CACUACCAACACCAUCACGGAUUCUACGUAGGCUAUACACCAAAAAAAUCGUUUCAAGUUGGAAGGAAAAAUCUUCUCGGCGGUGAACAACUUUCUCACUGCGUCGACCUUCGUCAAAGACAUCAGACAGCUGAUCAUGACCCGACAGACAAACAGCGACCCUACGACUGAGGCGGGAUCGAACCCGACAGGCCCUGGCAGUGACCCGCAACAGCAGCAGCAGCAGCAGCAACAGCCAAAUCGCCCGGAAUCGGUCAGUGGCCGGUCGAGCUCCCGGUCUCCGAUCGACCCGUACCGGCAGGACAGCGUCAACCAACCGCCGAGCGAUUGCUCCAGCCUGGACGGGAAUGUCUUCGUCGACGGGGCAGGCGUGCCGGGCAUGCAGAGCAAACAGCGCCGCUCGCAAACGACCGACUCGCUCACGUCCGGCACCAACAUUAGCUACAGCCUAAACAAACGCUUCAUCUCCAAGAACCAAAUGAAGGAGUUCCGGGAGGCGUUCCGGUUGUUCGACAAGGACAACGACGGAUCGAUCACCAAGGAGGAGCUCGGCACGGUGAUGCGCUCGCUCGGGCAGUUUGCGCGCGUCGAGGAGCUUCAGGAGAUGCUGCUGGAGAUUGACGUCGAUGGCGAUGGGAACGUCAGCUUCGAGGAGUUUGUCGACAUCAUGUCGAACAUGACGGACACGGUAGCGGAAACGUCGGCCGACCAGGAGGAGCGCGAGCUGCGGGAUGCGUUCCGCGUGUUCGACAAGCACAACCGGGGCUACAUUACCGCGUCCGACUUGCGGGCGGUGUUGCAGUGUUUGGGGGAAGAUCUGGACGAGGAGGAAAUUGAAGACAUGAUCAAAGAGGUAGACGUUGACGGGGACGGCCGGAUCGAUUUCUACGAGUUCGUUCACGCUCUCGGUGAGCCCGAAGAUUCGCAAGAAAACGACGAAGAUGACGAGAUCGUGUCGCAACGUUCCCCGUCGUUCGAUGUGCCGGUUUAAAGUUGCGAACCCAAUCGAACAACAACAUAAGCGUCGAAAAAAGCGAAACGAUUGGAGAGGACGCUCUAUUAAGCAGGCACUGGUGAUCGACCGUACAUUCAAAUGCUUACUGCGAUUACUUCUUGAUCGUCGAAUUGCACGAUACGAAACCAGUUGAAGGCAUAUUUCGGGAGGAGGCAUUUAAGAUCCAAUUCAAUGUUCCGCAAAAAUGCACAACGACACCCGCACUUCUACCAACAGUAUUGCCAAAUUUUUAAAACUCUUUUUCCAACGUAUUUGCUGUUUCACAGAAAUUUACAAAUAAAAACAUUACAAAAAAAGAAACUUACAUAGCAAAAAGCAAUUAACAAACACACAAUUGAUAGGACGAAUAAUGUUUAAGGCGAAGAUAACUUAAAAGGCAAAGCGCACAUCUGCCAACAAAAAAAAGUAUUCGAAACCGAUAGAUUUCACGACGCAUUCUUCUACCAUGUUUAGUGUCAUGGGGCCAUGGUCAUCCCUAAUACGAUGUUCGCACUGCGAGACAAACAUAUCAACCGGAUGGAUACCGGAGCAACAGCUUCCGGGGUAUUUCCUCCCGGACGGUAUGGUAGCGACCAACGAAACCAUCGGUUGGUUAGAUUUAUUUUCUACAUGCCUCCACCGGUGCCAACAGAUCUGGCUGGCUUCAUUUACAUGGAUUUAUUUAAAAUGCACCGAUUAGAGCUGUUACCACUCUAAAGGAGAGGCAUUCUUUACCACUCGGUUUAGCCUCAUCCCACAAUCAGGCAUCGGUUUUGCCGAUUAACUAUUAGCUUAAAAGAGAUGCGAUACUAUAUGGAACAAUCUUUGACAGGCGAACUCUUGACUAUUAUUGGAAGCGCAUUUGUUUAAUGAUUUUGUACAAGGUUUUAUAAGUUUACUGCAGCGAAAGUGUAGAAGGGUUAUAAUACAAAUAAUGUUUUAAAGUUGAAGAAAAUUGUUGCAUUAAUUUCGCGCACAAACAUGGAUGGUUCCGGGAACGACGGUUGAAAUCAAAACUACGACAAGGAAACUUAUAAAACGCUAUCUAAUAAUAUCGUAUUCACGCGUACACAUACCAAACAAUUAAAAGAUAGAGCAACCAAAACAAAAAGAAAACGUUCGUUACCAUAUUUGCCCAUGUACAAUCUUGAGAGUAAAUCUGAACAUCAAUAAAU